Molecule: messenger RNA, 453 nt
Organism: Jatropha curcas
Lineage: Eukaryota; Viridiplantae; Streptophyta; Magnoliopsida; Malpighiales; Euphorbiaceae
Source: RefSeq, a predicted model, not a curated record
AUGAGAAUUGCUAAGUUCCUUGUAGCUCUUUCUAUCUUGGUCUUGGCUUUCUCAUUUGCAGUUGCUCAUGAUACUAGCCCUCUACAAGACUUCUGUAUGGCAACCGAUGAUACUACCUCUGGAGUCUCCGUUGCUUAUGAUCCUAGCCCUCUACAAGACUUCUGUGUGGCAACCGAUGAUACUUCCUCUGGAGGAGAUGUUUUUGUAUUUCCAUUUGGAUUAAUUCACUUCCAGUUCAAUAUUGGUAAAAGCCCUGCAGUUGCUAUAGCAGCAUUAAACAGUCAAAAUCCAGGAGUGGUAACUUCAGCAAAUACCGUUUUUGGAGCUGUUCCUUCUCUUAAUCUUCAACUUUUGGCCAGAGCUUACCAUCUUGAUAAAAAUAUAGUGGCUAAUCUUACAAAACAAGAAUGGGUCAAUCCAUCUGACCUUAAUGCGUAUUCUAGCUAUUAUUGA